AUGGAAAAAGCAAACGGCACCGCAGGGGUGAACUUCAUUCUUCUAGGGCUCUUCAACCACACGCCGGCCCACCGGUUCCUCUUCUCCUUGGUGCUCAUGAUCUUCCUCAGCUCCCUGCUGGGCAACGGCCUCAUGAUCCUGCUCAUCCUCCGGGACCCCGGGCUGCACACCCCCAUGUACUUCCUGCUGAGCCAGCUCUCCCUCAUGGACCUGAUGCUGGCGGCCACCACUGUGCCGAAGAUGGCAGCCAGCUACCUGCUGGGCACCAGGUCCAUCUCUCCCGCUGGCUGCGGAGCCCAGAUCUUCCUGUUUCUCACUCUGGGAGGGGGAGAGUGCUUCCUCUUAGCAGCCAUGGCCUAUGACCGCUACGUGGCCAUCUGUCACCCCCUGCGCUACGCGGUCCUCAUGAAUCAGAGGCUCUGCUUGCACAUGAGCACAGGCUCCUGGCUUCUGGGAGCCGCAGACGGGCUGAUGCAGGCCGCGGCCACCCUCAGCUUCCCUUACUGCCGCUCCCGGGAAAUCAACCACUUCUUCUGUGAGGCACCAUCUCUCGUGCGCCUUGCCUGCGCUGACACCGUGGUUUUUGAGUUCUUCAUGUAUGUGUGCUGCGUCCUGAUGCUCUUGAUCCCUCUGUCUCUCAUUUUGGCCUCCUACAGUCUCAUCCUGGCUGCUGUGUUGCUCAUGAAGUCAAACGCAGCCCGGAGGAAGGCCUUUGCCACCUGCUCCUCUCACCUGGCCGUUGUGGGGCUCUUCUUUGGCACCAUCAUGUUCACCUACAUGCGGCCCAAAUCCCACCAUUCAGUGGCCCACGACAAGGUUGUAUCUGCUUUCUACACCAUCUUCACGCCUGUGCUGAACCCUCUUAUUUACAGUGUGAGGAAUAAGGAUGUCAAGGGGGCUCUGAGAAAGUGGAUGGAGAAAUAUGUUAUGUGA
Manis pentadactyla (Chinese pangolin) is the source of this 933-nucleotide messenger RNA. Its product is annotated as olfactory receptor 2T33-like. The transcript has a single exon. Gene Ontology annotation, biological process: G protein-coupled receptor signaling pathway. Lineage: Eukaryota; Metazoa; Chordata; Mammalia; Pholidota; Manidae. Gene Ontology annotation, molecular function: olfactory receptor activity; G protein-coupled receptor activity. The record is from RefSeq and is a predicted model, not a curated record. Bases 1 to 933 code for a protein of 310 amino acids. Gene Ontology annotation, cellular component: membrane.